UUCGCUCUCCCUCCCUUCGUCUACGACGAAGUAUCCCCCUCUCUUUUUCUCCCACCCCCACACAUGUUCACUGGUUGUAGCUGAGAGAGAGAGACAGAGCAAAUUAGGGUUGGGGAGCCAUCACGAAAGGGGCUCGUCAUGUAAAGCUGAGCCGCCAUGAACCGCUGCCAGAAUGGAGGAGGGGGACGCAGGGUAGAAGAGAGAAAGAAAUAGAAUUCUUUUAAAAUUAAAUGUCUGUUAUUGUACGUUUGCAUCAUGCUGUACUUUCAGUUGGUGAUCAUGGCUGGGACCGUUAUGCUGGCCUAUUACUUUGAGUACACUGAUACCUUCAGUGUGCAUGUGCAGGGAUUCUUUUGCUACGAUACUACUUACACCAAACCCUACCUUGGACCGGAGGACCACAGCGCCAUCCCUCCCAUCCUGCUGUAUGCCGUAGUAGCCGUGUUGCCAACACUGCUGAUCACAAUAACAGAGACGGUGCUAUUCCUGGUCCAGUAUACAUCUAAAGAGUUUGACAAUUCAGAGAAGACUGUGGCCACAGGAGACUGCUGUUAUCUCAACCCGCUAGUGCGCAGGACCUUUCGUUUCCUUGGGGUUUACACCUUUGGCCUCUUCACUGUUGACAUCUUUGUCAACGCAGGCCAGGUGGUGACGGGAAAUUUGGCGCCCUAUUUCAUGACCAUCUGUAAACCAAACUACACCGCACUGGGUUGCCAUCAGGCCCUCCGAUAUAUCAGCCAGCAGGAGGCCUGCACAGGAAACCAGAAUGACAUCCUGCACGCCCGCAAAACGUUCCCAUCCAAGGAGGCUGCCCUCAGCAUAUAUGCUGCACUCUACCUGGCUAUGUAUGUGACGUGCACAGUCCAGGUAAAAGGCACUCGCCUUGCCAAACCAGUGUUGUCCCUGGCCCUUGUGUGUCUGGCCUUCCUCACAGGACUGAAUCGCAUAGCGGAAUACCGUAACCACUGGUCGGACGUCAUUGCCGGUUUCAUGAUAGGCACUGCCAUUGCCACCUUCUUGGUGGUGUGCGUGGUCCAUUUUUUUAAAGGGAAGUUGCUUUUGAAUGAUGACACACCAAUAGAAUUGCAAGUGAACACAACAAUGCUGGGCAUGGGCCAAGUAGAAAGCACUCUGGAGAAGUACAUCGCCUCACAGAAUCACAUCACCUUUGCUGAGGUCACAUGACACGGAAGCAGCGGUGAAGCAGAUGCACAGGACAUCCCCACUUCUCACAAUCGAUUCCAAUUAGCCCAAGUGCAGCUGUAAACCUGUUUUCCUCUCUGUGUCUAUGUUUUGUAAUAUUUUUUUCGUUUUUUUAAUCAGACCAUUAUUAUGUACAGCUUUAAUCUAAUGAACAAAACUGAUAUCAAAUCUUUAUCUAUGCACUAAAUAUAUGUUGAUGUAAUGGUCUGUCCCUUACCUCCCAAGUGCAGGUGGCUGAAAAGUAUUCUUGAGAAGGUACUGAAUUGCCAGUGGGUCCUCAUGCAUCAACAAUGUAUGAGGCUGUUUACCUUCUUUUCAUGGUAACAUUACAAUCAUCAUGUGAUGAAUGGGGCAACACUGCACCCUUUAAGAUACACAAAUAGGGACUGAAAUGAAAGCAAAUUGUGUAGAGAUUGCAUGUUUCAGAGAAUCUCUCUAUCAUUUUUGUGCUCAUUUAUUCAUUCAUAUUUUUGACAAUUUUUUCAGCGAGGCGACAGAUUCAGACAAGAGGGUUUGCAAUAAGCACUGCAGUUCAUUGUGGUCCCAUAGGGACUGAGCCCUCGGGCGAGUAGUGAAGAUUUGCGACUAAUUAGCACCCUACACCCCAAAAAUUUACAAAUGCCUACAGAUAAAUACGCAAAACACUGCUUUUCUAUUAUACAGGGCAAUGGGCUGUCUCAAUGAAGCUCUUUCCCUCAGGUCAACAUAGUUCCCCAGGCAUCACGAUGGCGCCAAAGCAAUACUUUUAUUUUAGGCACAAAACAUCAAAUAGGGUAGAUUUUCAGCAAAUGAUAGAAGAUAGGUUCCUAAAAAUCUGUGAGUAGCAAAUUGCAACUAUGCAGGGGAACACUGUACAGUAUAUAUUUUUUUCCAUUCUGGUAGAAAUUUGUCUCAUCACUGCUGAAUAUUUCUGGUGUAUAAAUUACAUCCCAUAAUGAACAAAUUAACACUCGGAGCCUGCGGUCUUGCUCAAGGGCAGUUUGACAGUUCUCUAGAAACAGACAAGAUCUCUCAAACAACCAGUAACAACUUUCAUAUUGUUUCAUGAGGUUUCUCCUAAUAGUCAAUAUAUACUUGUCCGUUUCUAGAGAAACGGACAAUAUAUACUUUUUCUUUACACUCUCACUAGUGUUUGCCAACCUGUGAAAUUAACAUUAUACAGUGACUCUGGGGUGAUAUUCAAAUUAUACAUGAGAUUAGAGCAUUUUUGAAAGAGACAGUUGAGAAUAUUAUCAGAACAGAGUAAAAUAGAAUGAACAUUCUUACGUCUACUAAGCUCAACAACUUUACAACACAGCCAAGGUCAAACCUCUCUAUAUUGUCUUACGAAACCCUAAUUACUCCGCUUUCAUUGUUCAGUUGUCAUUGUAGUUAGAAGGAGAGCAUAGUCUUUUCAAACCAUUGUCAAGAAAAUGUGCAAAGGAUAAUCCAUGUCCAAAAUACUUUGCACUGAGGUGGCACUUACAAUCACAUUAGAAAAAAACUUUUUUUUUUCUAGUGUAACUCUGAGUUUAGGAUGUACUGUAUGUACAAAUAAUUGCAGUUGAUAAUGCAACACAAACAUAUUUUAUUUAUCUUUUCUCUCCAAGAAAAGAUUAAUGUUGCUGGGUGGAUAGAUGAAAUCUCAGGAAGAAAAAAAAAUCACCAAAAAUAUUGCUUGAUGAUAACCACUGAUAGUAAAACUUACAAACUAAUAAAAAGUAUUUCCAAAGACUUUUCUUAUAAGAAAAGUCUUUGGAAAUACUAAUAAAAAGUAUUUCUUUGGAAAUACUAAUAAAAGGUAUUGCCUAUAGAUAAGACUAAAACAACUGUUUUAGUCUUAUCUAGAAGCAGAACAUGCACUUAUGUCAUUUUUCGACUUGAUAAUAAUUCAAUUAUAUAUGUAUGCUAUUUAUUUGAGUAAAAUGUUUACAUACAGUGGCGGCAUGGUGGAAGAUCCGCCUCACAUUUCUGGGGACCGGAGUUCAAAUCCGGCCUCGCCUGUGUGGAGUUUGCAUGUUCUCCCCGUGCCCCCCCUUUCUCCGGGUACUCCGGUUUCCUCCCACAUCCCAAAAACAUGCAUGGUAGGUUGAUCGAGGACUCUAAAUUCCCCGUCGGUGUGAAUGUGAGUGUUAAUGGUUAUCUGUUUAUAUGUGCCCUGCGAUUGGCUGGCGACCAGUUCAGGGUGUACCCUGCCUCUCACCCAAAGAUAGCUGGGAUAGGCUCCAGCACACCCACGACCCUAGUGAGGAUAAGCCGUAUGGAAAUGGAUGGAUGGGUUACAUACAGUGGAAGUAUAAAGAUGAAAUGCAAGUGGUGGGGGGACAUACUAAGUCCAUCUGGAUAAAACAAAUGUAAAGAUUUUAAGAUUGAAAAUAGAAAGGAAACGCAAUAAACCACAAAAUGAAAGGUUAUCCAUCAGUUUAUGGGCUGAGUAAAUAAACAUUAGAAAAAAAUAAAAUAAUAAUAAUUUCCGUAAUCCAUGUUAUCCCCUUCCAGUUGUUUUCUGUUUUAGUGGACAUGAGGUACAUUUUUCUAGAUGUAACGGAAUGGAUUCAAUUGCCUUUUGUGUGGUCAUGUUGCAAAUGUAAUGACAUACAAUAUAUGAACUUGAAAUAUUUAAAUUUCAAUCCUAAAUACCCAAGUGAGAUUUUGCUAUGUAGCAUCAACAGGUCAGGCUUUCUUAAUUUUUCAUAGCAAACUAAAGUGAAGCUCCAGUCAAGGUUUUUCCCAAUGUCACUGAAGCACUUAAAACAAAGUCUAGCUAAGAACUUGCAAAUAGUAGAACUUCUUUAUGGUUGCAAAUAUAGAGUUCACUUGCCUGAAAACAAAAAACACAUUUGCUCAAAUGUUUAUGUUGCACAAGCUAUUGCAGUACAGUACGAUAUAUUUAAAUGAAAACAGAAUUGUACCUGAUUAAUAACAUAUAAGUAUGCUUUAAGUCACAUUUUUAUUCAAUUACGGUGUAAUUUUACUUUUUUUAUGACCAUGCACUGUUUGACUGCUUCUAUCAAUAUUUCCUUUCAUCUCUAGGUCAUUGUUUUUUUUUCCCGUGUUGCUUUACUAAAAUAUGGUGGUGUUUUAUGGAUAGUGAUAGUCAUUGGUCAUUUAAUUGUGUCAAUAUACAUUACAAUAUUACAUACAGAAAUUGUAUGUUUUCUCAUAUUGUUUGGUUUAUAUAUUUUCACAGUUUUUCACAUUUUUUCACGACCCAGUGAGAAUUGUUUCAAAUGGAUCCUUUUGCAUUGAUGUUAUUGCUCUUGUAACCCAUGUUCUUCGUCCCAUGUUUUUACACUCUAUAAAAUAUGGGAUCAUAAAAAAAUUAAUUAAUAAAACCAAAUGUUUCAAGAAAUUAAAAGUAUUGUUUGCAAUUCAUUCACAAAUACUUACACUAUUAUGUAUAUAAUGUAGAUUAUUCUCUUCUGAAGACCAGGAGCACUUUUAAGUAGUGGGUGAACAGCUGGUAUAACAGUGUAACAUUUACUGCCCCCUCAAAGUAACUCAACACACAGUCAUUCAUGUCUAAACUGCUGGCCCCGAAGUGAAAAUGUCCAAAUUCGACCUAUAGUGUCAAUAUUUUCAGGGGCUUCCAUGCACUGCCUUAAAACUCUUGGGCUUGGAUAUUUGCACGGUAUGAACCUCUCCUUGAUAUCCUCCUAUGCUCUGCUUCUAACUACUUGAUAUUACCUCUCCUUGAUAUUCAGAUAUCUGAUCACCAUUUACAGUGUGUCAGACCAGUUGUAGGCAAGCAGGUUUUUUUUGUGCCUCACAUGGGGCACCAAUAUGUUGUGGUUUGACAAAGAUCGCACCACUCUGAUGAUGUAACGCUUAUUGUGGAGGCACUGACUAUUACCUUUGAGGUGAAUCGUUUAGAAUUAAUCGAGUAUAGUCAGUGAUAACUGAUUACAUAAGAGAAAGAAAAAAAAAAAAAACUAAACAUCAGUUUACUGAACAUCGGGCUGGGAGACACUUCCAUAUUUGGAACACAUUUUUAGGCUUGCCACUUGAGGUCUCUUCAACAAACUGUUGCACACUCCCACACGGGAGUGCAAAUCAUUUCCGAUGAUUAGCCCACCUACCACAAGACAUGAGGAUUGGUGUGUAACAUCCUACCUUGAAUCAGAUCCCUAUUAUUACAAGUUGCAUAAAUAGUCAAACAUCUUUUAGGUCUUGAUUAUUUAUUCAUCUUUUUUUUUCCUCAGCAAGUCAAGUCAUGCAUCACAGAAGGUCUCACCAAAAUUAUCUGAACAGUGAAAAAGUGCUGAUUAGUAUCAUUACUAGUCAAAUGAUUUUAACCACAAAACUUGGAGGUUAAAUUUAACAAGUUUGUCAUUAUAGUUCCUCAUAACAAGGAAAAUAGCAUAUCUUCUGAACAAAGUAGUUCCUGGAACCUUUACAAGCCAUCCUUUUAGAUAGCAUAGCAAAUUCCAUAUUGAGGACUAACGUUAAUACAGUAUUUUUGUAAAUGUACAGUGAGACUUCUAUUGUAUUGUAUAAACAUUCUAGAAUAACAUCACAAUAUCUGGACAAAUACUGUAUGCAACAUUGAUGUU
This is a messenger RNA of Phycodurus eques (leafy seadragon), 5735 nucleotides long. Its product is annotated as phospholipid phosphatase-related protein type 5-like. The transcript has 6 exons. The coding region runs from base 256 to 1185 and encodes 309 amino acids. Gene Ontology annotation, molecular function: phosphatidate phosphatase activity. Gene Ontology annotation, biological process: signal transduction; phospholipid dephosphorylation; phospholipid metabolic process. The record is from RefSeq and is a predicted model, not a curated record. NCBI's taxonomy places the organism in Eukaryota, Metazoa, Chordata, Actinopteri, Syngnathiformes, Syngnathidae.